Molecule: messenger RNA, 2133 nt
Organism: Prunus mume (Japanese apricot)
Lineage: Eukaryota; Viridiplantae; Streptophyta; Magnoliopsida; Rosales; Rosaceae
Source: RefSeq, a predicted model, not a curated record
AUGGCUGAAGAAGUUGCCAUGGCAGACACUGAGACCUUUGCUUUCCAGGAAGAAAUCAACCAGCUUUUGAGUUUGAUCAUCAACACCUUUUACAGCAACAAGGAGAUCUUCCUUCGUGAGCUCAUCAACAAUGCCUCUGAUGCAUUGGACAAGAUUUGGUUCGAGAGCUUGACUGACAAGAGCAAGCUCGACUCUCAGCCUGAGCUUGUUAUUAGGAUUGUCCCUGACAAGUCCAAUUGGACCCUCUCCAUCAUUGACACUGGCGUUGGCAUGACCAAAUCAGAUUUAGUAAACAACUUGGGGACAAUUGCAAGGUCUGGGACAAAGGAGUUUAUGGAGGCAUUGCACGUAGGGGCUGAUAUGAGCAUGAUUGGGCAGCUAGGUGUGGGUUUCUACUUUGCUUAUUUGGAGGCAGAUAGGGUGAUUAUGACCACAAAGCACAAUGAUGAUGAGCAGUAUGUGUGGGAGUCUCAGGCUGGUGGUUCUUUCACCAUCAGAAAGGAUGUUGAUGGAGAACCGCUUGGUAGAAGGACCAAGGUCACUUUCUUCCUCAAGGAAGACCAAUUGGAAUUCUUGGAAGAGAGGAAGCUCAAGAAGAUGGUCAAGAAGCACUCUAAGUUCAUAAGCUACCCUAUUUAUUUAUUGGUUGAGAAGAUUGUUGAGAAAGAGAUCAGUGAUGAUGGGCAUGAAGAUAGUGGGGAGGCUAAGAAGAAAGAAGGAGAGGGGGAGGUUGAGGAGGUGGAUGAGGAGAAGGACAAAGAAAGGAAGCCCAAGAAGAAGAAGGUUAAAGAGGUGAGAAAUGAGUGGGAGCUCAUCAACAAGCAGAAGCCAAUUUGGCUGAGAAAGCCUGAUGAGGUUUCAAAUGAGGAGUAUGCUUCUUUCUACAAGAGCCUUACCAAUGAUUGGGAAGACCCUCUUGAUUGGAAGCACUUCUCUGUUGAAGGCCAGCUUGAAUUCACAGCCAUUCUCUUUGUUCCUAAAAGAGCCCCCUUUGACCUCUUUGACACAAGGAAGAAGAUGAGCAACAUCAAGCUAUAUGUGAGGAGGGUGUUUAUCAUGGACAACUGUGAGGAGCUCAUGCCCAAGUACCUCGUGUUUGUGAAGGGUGUUGUGGAUUCGGAUGAUCUGCCACUUAACAUUUCUCGUGAAAUGCUGCAGCAGAACAAGAUUCUCAAGGUUAUUAGGAAGAAUUUGGUGAAGAAGUGCAUUGAGUUGUUCAAUGAGAUUGUAGAGAAUAAAGAAGACUAUCUCAAGUUUUAUGAGGUUUUCUCUAAAAACCUCAAGUUGGGAAUCCAUAAGGACAACCAAAAUAGGGGUAAGUUGGCUGAUUUGCUCAGGUACCACUCCACAAAGAGUGGUGAUGAGAUGACCAGCUUGAAGGACUAUGUCACAAGGAUGAAGGAGGGCCAAAAUGAAAUUUACUACAUAACUGGUGAGAGCAAUAAGGCAAUCGAGAACUCGCCCUUCUUGGAGAGGCUCAAGAAGAAAGGGUAUGAAGUGAUCUUUAUGGUUAAUGCCAUUGAUGAGUAUGUUGUUGGGCAACUGAAGGAGUAUGAUGGGAAGAAGCUUGUCUCGGCAACCAAGGAAAGGCUUAAGCUUGAGGACGAAUCGGAGGAAGAGAAGAGGAAGAAGGAGGAGCAGAAACAGUCAUUUGAGAACUUGUGCAAGACAAUGAAGGACAUUCUUAGGGAUAUAGUAGAGAAGGUGGUGGUGUCUGAUAGAAUUGUGGAUUCACCUUGCUGCUUGGUGACUGGAGAAUAUGGGUGGACAGCGAACAUGGAGAGGAUCAUGAAGGCUCAGGCAUUGAGGGACAACAUCAUUAGUUACAUGGCUAGCAAGAAGAUAAUGGAGAUCAACCCUGACAAUGGCAUAGUGGAGGAGCUGAGGAAGAGGGCUGAUGUCAAUAAGAAUGACAAGUCGGUGAAGGAUAUCGUGAUGCUGCUCUUUGAGACUGUUCUCUUGACUUCUGGCUUUAGUCUUGAUGAUCCCAACACAUUUGCGGGGAGGAUUCAUAGGAUGUUGAAACUAGGUUUGAGCAUUGAUGAUGAUGAUCCCGGACUGGACGGCAAUGUCGACGUGCCACCAUUGGAGGAGAAUCAGAUGGAGGAGAGCCAGAUGGAGGAAGUCGACUAA